This is a messenger RNA of Schistocerca nitens (vagrant locust), 2531 nucleotides long. Its product is annotated as zinc finger protein 555-like. The record is from RefSeq and is a predicted model, not a curated record. The transcript has 6 exons. NCBI's taxonomy places the organism in Eukaryota, Metazoa, Arthropoda, Insecta, Orthoptera, Acrididae. Bases 547 to 1344 code for a protein of 265 amino acids.
UUGCGAAUUCCGUAUAUAACCCUGUCGGGCUACGAUUAUCACAACAAAAUACCUGUGUUAUUCUGUAAGGGGAAGUAGAUAAUUUUUCAACAAGGAUGUUAGCGUGUAUUUUGUAUAGACAAUAACCUGGUUAUGAUGGCAGAACGAUCAAUACCUGUGCCCGAUUGAAGGUAAUCAAUAACACGUUAUAGUCGCCAUAUUAUUUAUGGCGUUUGUCGCAUGUUUCCUAUGUCACUGGUCGAAGCAGACGAAUCAUAUCGAACAUUCCUGCCUCUCCCAGUGUUCGUCAAUUAUGACGAUGUCAGGUCGACAUGUUAUAUAGCUUCUUGUCAAAUGGUCGGGAUUUUUUGCCUGUUCGAUUAAAUCACUACAUGUAUCUUCCGUUGCUAAGUAAAACAAGCGGUACAGACUGUCAUUUGUUGUGGAAGAUACUGGAGAAUUUGCUCUACGCCGCGAAUUGCAGCUAAAGUGGGACUUAGGACUGCAAUUGUGGAGGAAAAAAUAAGUGGAUAAAAAAAAGAGGAAAAAAGUUCUGAAGCACACUCCAUGGAUUCCACAAAGGCAGUGCUGGAUGCCAUACUGGAAGCAGAAAGUGAUUGCUGCCCACCACCCUCGCUGGUGCCGAGGGAAGAUGUGGAGUCCAUGGAGAGUGAAGUGCAGAAUGACAUGAAGCCAGUGUUUGCAUUGUUGGUUCCUCUUACACCCAGUGAAGAACCAAUGGUAUCCUCAAUGGGAUGUGCCUACGAUAAUAUAAGGUUGAUUGAAAAUACUAGUGGGAGCUGUGGCAUUUCGUUUGAAGAAUCUGUUAAUCAAGGAGAAGUCAUUGAUGAGCUGGGGAUAGGUGCAGAGGGGUCGCCACACGUCUCCAUGUGUGGUAGUCUAACGCAAGGAUUACUGUCUCAAGAGGAUGACUCAUUCAGCACAAGAUACAAUUGUAGUUUGGAGGUAAAAGAAGUUCAUGAAUUUAGCUGUAGUUUCUGUCUACAGCGAUUUCCGUCAAAAUACUCCCUCGUAAUGCAUGUAUUUAUCCACAUAGAUGGUGUGCAGCCACCUAAACAUGUUUGUAAGUCAUGUGGUGAGGUAUUUCCCAGUAAUGACAGCUUGAACAAACAUUUGAAAAUGAGCGAAGGUGAUAAAGUUUUACCUGCUGAUAAUGAUAGGACAUUUGACAGCUGUGAUGACCAUGAAAACAUUAUCUUCUUGGAAGGUGACAGAAAACUUUCUAUCAUGGUGCAGACGGAGAAGCAAUCUUCAUCCAAGGAAUGUUGGAAAAGUUCAAAGAAAUCCUUCAAUGACACACAUCACACUCAGACUGUGACAUGUGUUGCAGAGAAACCGGACUGACAUGAUCAUUCCGCAACUUCAUCUACAACAGGUAAUGUCAAUGCCAACAGUGGUUUAAUUACUCCAGAGAAAACACACAAAUGUGAUGGUUGUGAAAAGUGUUAUACUCAGUUGGGCAAGCUAAGGAACCACACGUUAAUAAACACUGGGUUGAAACCCGAAAAAUGUGGUCUCAAGAGGCAAUCUCUGAUACACACUACAGAGAGACCAUAUAAAUGUGAUGCUUGUAGCAAAUCUUUUACGCGGUUAGAACAUCUCAAGAGGCACUUACUAAUACACAUUGGUGAGAGAUCCCACAAAUGUGACAUUUGUGGUAUGUCUUUUACUAAGUUGGAUUACCUCAAGAGCCACACAUUGAAACAUACUGGAAAGAGACCGUACAAAUGUGAUACUUGCGGAAAAUCUUUUAUUCGCUUGGAACAUCUCAAGGGCCAUGCAUUAAUACACAGUGGAAAAAAAGAUCACAAAUGUGAUACUUGUGGCAAAUACUUUAAGCAGUAUAGUAGUCUGAAGAGGCACUUACUAAUACACACUGGAAAGAGACCCCAUAAAUGUGAUACUUGUGGUACAGCCUUUACUCGGUUGAGUCAUCUCAAGAGGCAUAUGUUGAUACACAAUGGAUAGAGAUGCCACAGAUGUGAAACUUGGGGGCAUAUGUUUUCCCCAGUUGGAUAAUUUCAAGAGCCACAGAUCAAACACACUGGGAUGAGACCCCACAAAUGUGAUAUCCGUUGCAAAUAUUAUAUUCUUUUGGGACAUUUUGAAAGGCAUGCAUUAAUAAAGGCAGUUAUGAUGUAAUAUUUGUGGCACAUCCUUCCCUCAGGCUAGUAACUUCAAGACUGGAGUAAGAGCAAAGAAAUGUGAAGGUAAUGGCAUUUGUUGUGCUGCUUAUGUAAUUAUUAGUGUGUGGAAUUGUGCAUUGUUUAUUUAAUAAUAUAUUACAAAAUAUCUGAGGAUGGCAAAUAUAUACCAACAGAAUGAAAUAUGUUUUUAACAUGUGUAACGCUAAAAAUUUAUAUUAUGCUUGGCGCUUAUACCAGUACUCUAGUGUGGUUUAGUGAAACACUUUUUGUGUAUAUGAUUCAGAGCUCAUGGACAUAAGCGAGCUUUUAUUGUAAUGACUUCCUAAUAUUUAAAUAUGAUUUUUACUGUGCUAACUUUCUGUGAAUAAACAUGUUUUUGCAAAA